GGUGUGAAUGGUCACUAUAGGAAGGUGACAGUGUGGGGCAGAAAGGACAGCAUCGUCUACCCGUCACUCGCCUUGCAGCUGGCGGUGGACCACAAUGCAACAAGUUUUGGAAUAUGCAUUGGAUCGAGCCGAGUACAUUGUUGAAAGUGCUCGACAACGGCCAGCCAAAAGAAGAAUCACAUCCGGUGGGAGGAAGAGUCUGUAUCAGAAGCUCUAUGAGCUGUACAUAGAAGAAUGUGAGAAAGAGCCAGAGUUAAAGAAUUUGAGAAGAAAUGUGAAUCUACUGGAGAAGCUGGUAUCUCAGGAGUCUGUAUCAUGUCUGGUGGUCAACCUGUACCCUGGGAAUGAAGGCUAUUCUUUAAUGCUCAGGGGAAAGAAUGGAUCUGAUUCUGAAACAAUCCGUCUGCCAUAUGAAGAGGGUGAACUGCUUGAGUACCUGGAUGCUGAGGAGUUGCCUCCUAUUCUGGUUGAUCUGCUGGAAAAAUCACAGGUGAACAUCUUCCACUGUGGCUGUGUAAUAGUAGAGGUGAGAGACUACAGGCAGUCUGGAAUUACCAAAAUGCCCACCUAUCAGAGCAGACAUGUUCUGUUGAGGCCAACCAUGCAGACUCUGAUCUGUGAUGUCCAUGCCAUGACUAGUGAUCACCACAAGUGGACACAGGAUGACAAAUUACAGCUCGAGAGUCAGUUGAUUUUGGCCACAGCGGAACCUCUUUGUCUAGACCCCUCCAUUUCUGUCACCUGCACAGCAAACCGCCUGCUCUACAACAAACAGAAAAUGAACACUCGCUCUAUGAAACGGUGUUUCAAGAGACACUCUCGAGCCGCACUGAACAGACAGCAGGAGCUGUCCCAUCUGCCUAUGCCACCACAGCUACGACUCUACGACUACCUACAGAGGAGGAAGGAGAGGAAGCCUGCUCCUGACAUAGACCUAAAGAUCUCAAAGAUCGGAAACUGUGUAGACAUGUGGAAGCAGAACAACUGCCAACUAACUGUACCGAAGGACAUUGAUGUGGAGAAGUAUGCUGUGGUUGAGAAAUCUUUGCAACUGGAGGACUCGCAACCCAAUACUGUGAUCUGGCCCGCUGAGGAAGUUAUAGACGACUACACGUUUGAGUGCGAGGUGGGCGGUCAAGCUCAGAGGACCAAGGUGUCUAUCUUCCAGUCGAUGGGAGAUCCACUGGUGUAUGGGAAAAUCUACUGUGCUAAAGAACCAAAAGCAGAGGAGGACAGCACAGACCUUAAGCUCAUACAUCCACCCUUUCUUAUAGGCUCAAAGAUAGACGCAGACCGGUUUCUUAAUCAGUACAAAGGAGUGUACGAAAGGGAUGUAAAGUGUCAGGUCAAGAUGUCCCAUAACUCAGGCAGCGUGGUACAGGGGCCUCCCUCCCCCAGCAAAGAUGAGGGCGAUGGUAUUUCUUCUCUAGUCCAGACGUCUCUUUUGGGAAAAGGGGUGAAGCACAGACCUCCUCCCAUCAAACUGCCUUCAGGAUCAGGCAGCAGCUCCUCAGGUAUUCCAUUUAGUUCACAAACCACCAGUGGUCUGCUCAAGUGUCCUACGCCCCCUCCAGCCAAAAGCCAGUCUCUGAACAGGAAGCACUCAUUGGAGCUGGGCCAGGUGGGCCUGCUGUCGCCUUCCUCGCUCUCUCCCAUGGGCCCCACGCAGAGAUCAGGAACCCCGAAGCCAUCUACCCCCACACCCACCAACACACCGUGCUCCACCCCGCACCCCUCCGACUCCCUCAUUGCUCCCCUCUCGGUGACCCCCACGCCGUCUGACCCUCCCAUGGUUCAGAACCAGUCGCAGCCCGCUCUCCUCACGCCUUUCGCUCAGCAGCAACUGGCUCUAAGCCAGCCACUGCCGGUCAUGACCAUUCCCCUGCCCACCAUGGGUACGUCCAUCACCACAGGAACCACCUCAUCACAGGUCCUGGCCAACCCUGCUGGGCUGAAUUUCAUCAACGUGGUCAGCUCCGUCUGCAGUCCUCAGACCCUAAUGAGUGGCUCUAACGCCAUGUUGGGUCCAGGCCUUAACCUGAGUGGAAUUCUGCCACCUGGAGGGCUGAUGCCCACCAUGCAGUCCGCGGCGCAGACUGGGAGUCAUUUUGGCCUGAACAGCAGCGCUGGGUUGAGACCACUGAACCUACUGCAGAUCCCCGCUGGUCCUCUCAUCUUCAACUCCCUGCAGCAGCAGCAGCUGUCCCAGUUCUCCCCACAGCAGAGUCAGUCAGCCACUUCCAGUCCCCAACAGCAAGGGGAGACGGGUGACCAGGGGUCCGAUCAAAGUUUAGGAAACCAGCAAACAGCGGUCAUUAACCUGGGAGUCGGAGGCUUCAUGUCUCCACAGGCAGCAGUGCUGUCCCAGUUGGGCUGUGGGCUGGACGGGUCUGGGCCCCCGCUGCCUUCUCCAAGGCUUCAGCAGCAGCACCAGCCACAGAUCCAAUUGCAAUUCUUGCAGCACCAAAUGCAGCAGCAGCAGCAAAUGGCUAUGGGAGCGGCGGCUCCACAGGGGGCAGUGCCACGGCAACAUAUCGCCAGCCAGCCAAGAAGUAAGAGGAAGAGGAGCACGCCACAGCCCCUCCCUAAGUCAUGACAGACUGAUAUCACACUAAAAGCCGACCCCCCCCACCCCCAGCUACACACGGUCAUGAAUGAUCCAUACUGUGCUCUUUGUCUGCCUCACUGUGGAGACGACAGACGAAAAAACAAAAAAAAAACGGACUUUUUCUGCCAUUUGUUUGUCUUUUUCUAGCUGACAAAUUUGUAUGUAAUGGUUGUCAGAGGUUUUGGAGAACCAAAACUGUGUCCACCAUAGAGGAAGUGGAGGUUUUUAUACAACAUGG
Solea solea (common sole) is the source of this 2846-nucleotide messenger RNA. It is a transcript of the gene supt20h, whose product is annotated as SPT20 homolog, SAGA complex component. Gene Ontology annotation, molecular function: transcription coregulator activity. Lineage: Eukaryota; Metazoa; Chordata; Actinopteri; Pleuronectiformes; Soleidae. Gene Ontology annotation, biological process: regulation of transcription by RNA polymerase II. The coding region runs from base 95 to 2596 and encodes 833 amino acids. The record is from RefSeq and is a predicted model, not a curated record. Gene Ontology annotation, cellular component: SAGA complex. The transcript has 23 exons.